UAUUCUAGUUGAUUUCCUAGAAACAAGACAGUGGCAAAGUGCCAUUUCUGUGAAAUUUUCGUACACAUAAUCAAGCCAGACAUUCCAAUCAAACGGAGAAAAUGGCUCCAGCGCCAACGACUUUGCGUAUUCAUCAAGAGACAAAUUUCAAGUCAGACUGCAAAUUUCAGCUGAAAUUUCUUGCAGGGAACGCUACGACAAGAAACAUUGUGGAUUUACUUCUUGUCAUAACUAUCCUUGUGCUUCUCGGCAUUGCAGCUCCUGUAAUUCGAGGAGAUCGCUGUGAUGCAGAUAAGAAGUCUGGGUGCUCUGAUCACGCAUCUUGCACAGCAUCAGAAAACAACAAGAGUGAUAGUUGUGAAUGUCAUGCUGGUUACAAGGGAGAUGGCCAUCUUUGUACAGACAUUGACGAAUGCUCAUCUGGAAAUACUUCUUGCCCAGCAAACGCCCACUGUAUAAACGUGGUAGGAUCCUACAUAUGCGAAUGUUUCCGUGGUUAUCAGGGGAUGCAAUGUUCCGAUGUAGACGAAUGCAAGCGUGGCAUACAUAUGUGCGAUGAGCAUGCUAACUGUAUAAACACCGUGGGUUCAUAUAAAUGCUUGUGUAAGGUUGGUUUCUAUGACGACGGGUUUUCGUGCCAAGACAUAAACGAGUGCAGGGCUGGCUCUCACACAUGUGAUAAACAUUCCAACUGCGUGAAUUUAAACGGUUCUUAUACAUGUGUCUGAAGUAACCAAUCAAAUUCGAACCUUAAUUUGAGUCCCAAUCUCGCCUCAAAAAGCAUUAGCUUUCACUGGCUCUUUUGUGUUGUCAAUUUCCGGUACUUUUCAAUUACUAACACACGCUUUUAAGAACAAACCAAAAUUUGGACUCUGUGUGUAUUUGAUCUGCUGUUUACAAUUCCAGAAACAAUUAAGUUCUGGUACAAAGACCAUGUAACCACCAGUUCCCAAGGGUUUCUAGAUUAAAAAAUAACGCUAUAGCAUCGAUGGGUCCCAUGGUGUAGUGGUUAGCACUCUGGAUCCAGUGGUCCGAGGGCAAUUCUCGGUGGGAUUUGAAUUUAAUUUUACAUUUUAUUCUAAAUGAAUUUAUUUUCUUACAUAUAAAUAUAUGUUGUAAUUCGAGAUAUAGAAU
Orbicella faveolata is the source of this 1134-nucleotide messenger RNA. RefSeq lists its product as uncharacterized. Gene Ontology annotation, molecular function: calcium ion binding. The record is from RefSeq and is a predicted model, not a curated record. NCBI's taxonomy places the organism in Eukaryota, Metazoa, Cnidaria, Anthozoa, Scleractinia, Merulinidae.